Neurospora crassa OR74A is the source of this 3450-nucleotide messenger RNA. RefSeq names its product protein phosphatase type 1 complex subunit Hex2/Reg1. Gene Ontology annotation, biological process: protein catabolic process in the vacuole; cellular response to glucose starvation. Bases 598 to 2334 code for a protein of 578 amino acids. The transcript has 2 exons. The record is from RefSeq and is a predicted model, not a curated record. NCBI's taxonomy places the organism in Eukaryota, Fungi, Ascomycota, Sordariomycetes, Sordariales, Sordariaceae.
GACAGGGGCGGCCGGACCAGGGCCUGCCCACCACGGACGACCACGGGCAUUUCUUGGUACCCACACCCGCUUUUCUUUUAGUGCCUUUUCACUUAACUACUACACCCAACUUCCCUUUACACUCCGGUGGACCGGUCACCAUACACCUGCACACCCUUUCAAAGGAACUUCUCUCUCCGUCCACCACCUCCCUUACGCAAACUCCUCCCUCUCUGGCUUUUCCGAACCCGGUGCGCUCACUGCUUGAGCCUCUCUUGUUUGUCUUUUUUUUUCUUGCCCUUGGGACUACGCUAGCCCAUCAUUACCUUAGCAGCCUGUCGCCUGUGCCAGCCUUGCCCUGUCUUUUCGCGACAUGCCCAUGUCCCAUCUUGAUUGACGGCGCUAUUCUUGCACCCACUACUGGCCCUCUUUGUUCGCGAGACUCGCUACGAGACCAAAGACCAAAGCGACGACAACCCAAAUUUUGCGCCGAAAUCCGACAUCGCUUCGCCUCACCUCCUGUCCACGGGGUCCUUAUGACGGACUUUUCUGGUCGCACGUUGGAGAAGGAUUGAGAAGGUGGCUUGCAGGUCACUAGGCUUUUCAGAAUUUUCAGCCAUGGCCGUCGUCAUCACGUCUGACGACGAUACAUUUUUCGGGUCGCCCUUGCGUCGAUCUCAGUCGCAGCCCAAGUUCAACACAAAACGCUCGGGUUUCCAUACAUCGGCAUCAACCUCCAGGCUCAGCGACAUCUAUCACCACUCGUCAAAGGCCUUCGAUCACUCGGCCCCGUCCUCGGCGCCUUCUUCCCCUCGGGGCAUUCACCUUGAGUCGUCCGAGCUGUCGGAUUCCUCCACGCCUGUCACGAACCCUUCUCUUACUUCGGACAGCGACGACGAAGAUGUUCUAGAAGCCGCGAUCUCGAGGCGAGGCUUUGGGGGCCGCCUGUCGCGUUAUGAGGAGGAUGUGGGUUAUUUCAACCAUGUGGAGCAUUCGGGACCCCCACCCAGUCCGCGAACGGAUCAGUCAUACACUUCCUCGCCGUCUGGAAAUGAUACGUCCACUCCCACCUCCCGACCCGAGUCUCCGGAGCUUGUUUACGAUAGGGCUGAGGACGAUAUAGCGAUCAAGAUACAGCCUUCUAGACAUGUGGACUACCUCUCGCACAAUUGGCGCGAGGAGGACAUCUGGUCAUCUUGGAAGCAUAUUGUUGCUAGAAGGGGAGAUUAUGCCAACUCGGCUCGGCUAGAGAAUGCCUCUUGGAGGACAUGGAUGAAGUCUAAGAACAACCUCGGCACAGUUUCUCCAGAGACGUUGAACUGGUUGAAAGAUUGCGAUGUCACAUGGCUAUACGGACCCUUGCAGACUGGCCCUUCGAUACACUCCAACACCUCGAGUAACGACAGCACAAGGAUGUCCAAGACCAACUCGUUCGCGAAAAAGCCCAUUCUCAAGAAGAGGAGUAUGUCGGAGCUCAUGCUUCAGAGAUCUCUGUCCGCGUCCUCGCUCGUCAAACAGGCGGCGGCAGCUGUACAAGCACAACAGAAAGGAUGCCUGAAGAAGACUAGUCGACGACCUGGUCUAGACCGGGCCAACACCGAUUUUGUUACCUUCCCAUUCUCGUCUCGCGGUCUCAGUAAUGACAAUAGUUUGUUCGCGACAGCCGUGUCUUCCGGUCUCGUGUCUCCGAGUGGUGAACGGAAGCAUAUUCACUUCAACGAGCAGGUAGCACAGUGCAUUGCUGUGGAAAUCAAAGGAGACGACGAUGAAGACGACGUCGAGCCCGAAAUCAACUAUAACAGCGAUUCGGAUGACGACGCAAUCAUGAUGAAGCGGACCAAGGGGAAGAAGCUGAGACCUAUAUUAAAAAGGUCAAAAAGUCACAGCCACAGCGGUGGAGAGAGCAGGACAAUUGCCAUGCUGCCCUCCACCACGCUCAAGUAUCGGGAGGACACCCCUGAACCAGCGGAAUCGGCCAUGAAGCACAGCACUGGUGUGUUUAGGGGAACAGUAUUGUCCCCUUCUUCGUCUCAGGAGACGUUACGUCCGGCCAAGAAGUCCGGCAGAUUUUUCGUUGACAGCGAUGACGAGGACGAUGAAGACGACGAACCGACGUCAAAUUGGUCCUCUGCGAAAUCCACGGAAGGCUCGAUUGGCGGGCUCCGUCGUUCAACUUCGUCUGCCAGUCUUUUGAAAGAACCAGCUGGCAUGAGGAGAACCGAGUCGGGCAUGUUCAUGCCAUAUGAACAAGGCGAAGACUCCAACAGUGAAGGCCUUUUAGGCCGGGUCAUUGAUACGGUAAAUACGGCCCGGGACAUAGUCCACGUUAUCUGGAACGUUGGGUGGAAGAGAUAAUCUACCACUUGGCUAGACAACUCUUAUUAACCAAUCCAUUUUUCAGAAGGAGGCCACGGCGAAUAACUUGAACACACAACGAUUUCGACUCGGCUGAAGUUUUUUCAAUUUGAAGAACAAUCACACAAAAUAAUUCCGCUCGAUGGGCUACUAUCCAAACAUCGCAUCUGAUGCCAGAGCAUGGCACGCAAAAGUGGAUCCGCAACAACGACCACCACGACGACCUGCCUACAUUAUUAUCUCGAAGCGGCAACAACCGCAGAUAUACCCCGGAAGGUCUUUGAGGGGCCUUCCGGUUGCAUUGAUCACGACAACGCGAAAGCAUGCAUUGCCAUGGUGUUAUAGGGUUACAUUAAUGGUACUUGGGUUUUUUUUUUUUUUUUUCUUUUUUCUUUUAUUCCUCCUUCCUACCAUUUUGUUUUUCAAAACCACCCGGUUCAGGGUUGGCAGGGGGAGAGCCUGGCGCAGGGAGGGGUGCACUAGGUCUUCGUCACAUCGAUCGUCAAACAAUCAAUACCAUUUUUCAAGUUGUGUCUUGCUUCAUGUCUGACGUAUAGGCUUGGUUCGGCUUGGUUUCGGGUUUCCGGUAACGGGUUGAGGAGGCUUAUACCGCAGGCUUUUGGAAUUCUUACUUGGCUUUGCUCUGGUGUUGGGGGAAGACAAAAAUCUGCAGAGGGGAGAACAACGGCAUUUGCUCUUUGACCCUUGGAUAGUACGCCUUGCCCUCAGGCGGAAAAGUGAAGUCGAUAUGGUUAGGAAUUCAGCUCUCAGGACUUGAGGGUGGCGUUCGAGCGCCGGAUGCAUUUCCAUGGCGUUGGACGGAGAAACCAAAAGGAAAAAAAAAGAGUGUGUCUGGUCCUAUCUUACAAAUCAGCUCAUGUUAACAUUCAUACUCCUAUCCAUGUCACGGCGGCGCAAAAAAAUGGUGGAGGCAUUCUUAUGACCGGUACUUGGUCGAAAGUGAGGGUUAUACAUGUGGCUCAUAGUAAUUGAAAACGCCACUGUACAUCCUGUGCAUAGUGGUUAACAAAGAUGCUCAGUCAGAACCUAGCAUAUUCCGAACUGCAGUCCCAUCGGUGUGUAACCUGGCUCGCUAGUAGUUCAUUAUGAAAUGCU